UAGCACAGCAGGCUUCCGGCCUGGGUCUCUUCCCUGCUGGGGCCUGUGCUGCCGCUGGCACAUCCAGAACCAGCUGUCUGUCGGCGUUGGGGACCAGAGACAUCAGGUGGCCUAUUUACAACCAUCUGCACAGGGACUGAGACCCAGAGAGGGAAAGCUCCUUGCUGGGGUCACACAGCUCUAGAACCCAGACAGUGCAGGCUCUACGAGGCGCAGGGGUACCCUGCGCGCGGCUGCGGUGGUGAUGCCCGACCCUGCGGCGCACCUGCCCUUCUUCUACGGCAGCAUCUCGCGCUCCGAGGCUGAGGACCACCUGAAGCUGGCGGGCAUGGCCGACGGGCUCUUCCUGCUGCGCCAGUGCCUGCGCUCGCUGGGCGGCUACGUGCUGUCGCUGGUGCACGACGUGCGCAUCCACCACUUCCCCGUGGAGCGCCAGCUCAACGGCACCUACGCCAUCGCGGGCGGCAAGGCGCACUGCGGGCCCGCUGAGCUCUGCGAGUUCUACUCGCGCGACCCCGACGGGCUGCCCUGCAACCUGCGCAAGCCGUGCAACCGGCCGCCGGGCCUCGAGCCCCAGCCGGGGGUCUUCGACUCUCUUCGCGACGCCAUGGUGCGCGACUACGUGCGCCAAACGUGGAAGCUGGAGGGUGAGGCACUGGAGCAGGCCAUCGUCAGCCAGGCCCCCCAGGUGGAGAAGCUCAUCGCCACCACGGCCCACGAGCGGAUGCCCUGGUACCACAGCGAUCUGACGAGAGAAGAGGCCGAGCGCAAACUCUACUCGGGCGCUCAGACGGACGGCAAGUUCCUGCUGAGGCCCCGGAAGGAGCAGGGCACGUAUGCGCUGUCCCUGAUCUACGGGAAAACCGUGUACCACUACCUCAUCAGCCAGGACAAGGCCGGCAAGUACUGCAUUCCCGAGGGGACCAAGUUUGACACUCUCUGGCAGCUGGUAGAGUACCUGAAGCUGAAAGCCGACGGCCUCAUCUACUGCCUCAAGGAGGCCUGUCCCAAUUCCAGUGCCUGCGCCACCUCAGGGGCCGCUGCUCCCACUCUCCCAGCCCACCCAUCCACGCUCACCCACAGACGGACUGACACCCUCAACUCAGAUGGCUACACCCCCGAGCCAGCACGCCCAGUGUCCCCGGAGAAAACGCGGCCACUGCCCAUGGACACGAGUGUGUAUGAGAGCCCCUACAGCGACCCCGAGGAGCUCAAGGACAAGAAGCUCUUCCUGAAGCGCGAGAACCUCAUCAUGGCUGACCUCGAACUCGGCUCCGGCAACUUCGGUUCAGUCCGCCAGGGCGUCUACCGCAUGCGCAAGAAGCAGAUCGACGUGGCCAUUAAGGUGUUGAAGCAGAGCACGGAGAAGGCGGACAAGGACGAGAUGAUGCGGGAGGCGCAGAUCAUGCACCAGCUGGACAACCCCUACAUCGUGCGGCUCAUCGGCGUCUGCCAGGCCGAGGCCCUCAUGCUGGUCAUGGAGCUGGCGGGCAGCGGGCCCCUGCACAAGUUCCUGGUUGGAAAGAGGGAGGAGGUCCCUGUCAGCAAUGUGGCUGAGCUGCUGCACCAGGUGACCAUGGGGAUGAAAUAUCUGGAGGAGAAGAACUUCGUGCAUCGUGACCUUGCGGCCCGCAACGUCCUGCUGGUCAACCGGCACUACGCCAAGAUCAGCGACUUCGGCCUCUCCAAGGCGCUGGGUGCCGACGACAGCUACUACACUGCUCGCUCAGCGGGGAAGUGGCCGCUCAAGUGGUACGCGCCCGAGUGCAUCAACUUCCGCAAGUUCUCCAGCCGCAGCGAUGUCUGGAGCUUUGGGGUCACCAUGUGGGAGGCCUUCUCCUAUGGACAGAAGCCCUACAAGAAGAUGAAGGGCCCCGAGGUCAUCACCUUCAUCGAGCAGGGCAAGCGGAUGGAGUGCCCGGCAGAGUGUCCGCCCGAGAUGUACACGCUCAUGAGAGAAUGCUGGACGUACAAGUGGGAGGACCGCCCCGACUUUGUGACCGUGGAGCAGCGCAUGCGAGCCUACUAUUACAGCUUGGCGAGCAAGACCGAGGGGCCCGAGGGCUGCGGGCAGGGGGCUGAGGCUGUGCGUGCCUGAGCUCCAGCCUGCCCCAGGGCCUCAGACCCCUGCCUCGGACCCACAUGCCCCAGCUUUGUCUCCUCCGCCUGCCCCCAGCCCCAUCUCAUGACCUGCAGUCUGGCUGGGGCUGGCUCAGUUCCUCUCCCCUCCCCAGCUGGGUCGUGGUAAGAGAGCAUCUGAGGCCUCAGGCCCCCACCAGUCUAGCAUCCCCCUGCUGGCUAUCUGUCCUCUCUACUGGGGAUUUGGAGAAAGGAAGACCCUGGGAGGGUGGGGAUCUCUGGAGCUGAGGGGGUAUUGCUUCCCCUAAGGACCCUCCCAGGGCUUUGAACCAGCUCACUCUGGUUCAAACCCCUGCUGAGAAUUUGCAUUUCUAAGUUCCCAGGAAGUUAUACAUAAGAAUCACCUGGGGAUCUUGUUAAACUGUUGAGUGUGAUUCAGUACAUCUGGGGUGGAAAUACAGAUUCUCAGCAGGGAACUUGUUAGAGAUGCAAAUUCUCAGCAAGGGUUUGAACUGGAACAAACCAGUUGGAAGCCCUGGACCCUCCUUCUCUGGGCUUUGAC
Messenger RNA from Trichechus manatus latirostris (Florida manatee), 2641 nucleotides. Its product is annotated as tyrosine-protein kinase ZAP-70. The transcript has 15 exons. Gene Ontology annotation, cellular component: cytoplasm. Bases 245 to 2098 code for a protein of 617 amino acids. Gene Ontology annotation, biological process: intracellular signal transduction; protein phosphorylation. Gene Ontology annotation, molecular function: non-membrane spanning protein tyrosine kinase activity; ATP binding. The record is from RefSeq and is a predicted model, not a curated record. Lineage: Eukaryota; Metazoa; Chordata; Mammalia; Sirenia; Trichechidae.